Volvox carteri f. nagariensis is the source of this 708-nucleotide messenger RNA. RefSeq lists its product as uncharacterized. NCBI's taxonomy places the organism in Eukaryota, Viridiplantae, Chlorophyta, Chlorophyceae, Chlamydomonadales, Volvocaceae. The transcript has a single exon. The record is from RefSeq and is a predicted model, not a curated record. Bases 1 to 708 code for a protein of 235 amino acids.
AUGCUUGCACCUAAGUCUGCCCGCCCAAGGCGAGUGGUGGGAGCAGCGGCGGUUGCAGCAGCCGCAUCGAAACUGGAGCACUGGAGUUUGGAUUCAGCCGCGGACGUUCCGAUGGCGCUGGAUCUGGCUAUGGCGGGAGACCACUCAGUAUUCAAGAUAGCUUUGGUCACCAAUCAGUUAUUCGAGCAACGUCUUCAACUUCCGUCCGUACCGCAGCCGCAUGUCGACGUGUUGCGAGGAGCGUUGUGUUGGAGCUUAGUUAAUAAUGUGAUUGCCUUACGAGGGUUUAAGACCUUUGCGUGUCGCUUUGUUGUCUUCGGGCGCGCGCUUGUCUUAAAAGGGAAACUGGUAAAAUUUAGUGAUCCCUUGUCGCCUCAGUUUUACGAUGGCGUAGAUAAGCAGUUUGCAUCUGUAGAUGCAGCAGUCUUGUCAAUUACUGGCGCGUUGUUAGAUUUGGCAAUUCCGGCAGCGAUUAAGUCGGUCAAGGGCUUGGUGGUAGCCAGGGUCCCGGUUGAUCACAUAUCGGGUGCUGAUGAAGCGUGCAUGAAGUGGUUGCGCACUCUGCAAGAUCAGGAUUGUUUGUUGAUGUUGAAUUGUCCUUCCGUUGAGUCUGAGUACCAGUCUUUUAUCUGGCUUAUUGUAUUCACGAAUCCGGUUAUCAAGCGUGUGAUUUUGAAGGAUAGCAGCUUAGCUGAGCACUUACUUUAA